Molecule: messenger RNA, 1847 nt
Organism: Arachis ipaensis
Lineage: Eukaryota; Viridiplantae; Streptophyta; Magnoliopsida; Fabales; Fabaceae
Source: RefSeq, a predicted model, not a curated record
ACAGAUAGGUCCUGAUCUUUUAAGUUUUUAACAAAUAUAUCUCUGACAAAAUUUAAAUAUAAAAAAAAUUUCUUGAUUUCAACAAACGGAGGACAAUUUAAUCCUUCUAUUCAUUUGCUUCUUAUACACCAAACGGAAUUGGCUGACGUAGUUAAAAUGGUGUCCAGGUGUUCGUUAUGGUGCCACGCUGAAUGGAGGAAAAAGUUCGAAUGAUAAAUAGGUCUAUGAUGAAAACGGCGUCGUUUUGCAAAGAACUUCCUCCCCUCCGAAACGAAACUGAAGCGUUAUUGAAGAAGGUGGAGUAGGAGAAAUAAAGUUCGUAUGCUGAAAAAGUUCAAUCAUCAAUCAAGGUAAGCAAAACCCACAACGUUCAUGACCACAUUCGCGUUAGGGUUCCAUUUAGCGUAGGGUGCGAUGCAUGCAAAUGCACUCUGCCAUGGUUGUUUUCUAUUUCAGUUUUGUUGAAAAAGUUAUUGUGUCCUCAUUUUAAAGUUUUUUAGUGUUCUGUGCAUUGUGGGUUGAUUUUGUUUUUGUUAAACAAUUACAAAUGACUGAUAGAUAUGUGAUUUUUGUUUUUCACCAUGGAAGAAAGUUUGUGAGCAAUGGUAAUGGAGGACUUGUUUAUGUGAAUAGAAAAGUAGAAAAAUUUCCAGAGAUGGACAUAGAUUUUAUCAACUUUGAUGAUUUGGUGAAGUUGUAUGAGGGUAUAGGAUAUCCUGACUACAAGGCAAUAUACUGGUUUGAUAACACGGCGAGUGAUAUUGAAUCUAGGCUUCAUCUUUUAACAGGGGAUAGUGGGAUUUGUGAAUUGUGUGACCAUUGGAUUAAGAAUGAAGAAAAAGAUGAGUUCUAUGUUUACUUUGAUCAUGUUGUCAAUGGACCUGAGUAUGUAGAGGAAGCAGGAGCUGGAAAUGCAGGAACUGUGAAUGUUGAGUGCAUAGAACUAGAUGAUAUCUAUGAUAAUCUGACAACAUCAUCCUCUGAUGACGACUAUGAGAGCACGGAGGGCAAACCUUACAAACAUCCACCUUCGGGGUAUAAUGAUGACAGUGAUGAUGAGGAGAGCAGUGGAAAAGAGAAGCGUACCAAAAAGAAAAGAAGUAUGACUUACAAGGGAAAAAAAGUGCCUUUACCAAAGAGAAAAAUAAAAGAGAACAAGAAGGAUCCACUAAAGAGGAAGGAUGCACCAAGGAAGAAUAGAUCAAAUGUUGUUGGAAAAAGACCUAAUGUACAACCAAGUGUUGGCCCAGUGUAGACCAAAGAGAUGGGCUUUAUUUGAAAUUGGUGGGCCUAGUAAUGGGCCUACUAUACACUCAAACUCCACUGAUUCAGAGUAUGACUAUGAAUACCAUUUAUAGGAUUUACAUACCCCUGUUUCUUCUGAUGAAGAAGCUGAGAAGCAACAUUGGUCCGAGUUCAAUGAUGAGUAUGGAUUUGGAGAAGGCCACUGACAAAUGAAUUUUUGCCGGUAUAGAAAUUAUCAAAUGAUCAAUCGUAGUAUAGUCUAAACCGACGCAAAAUCCUUCAUCAAACAAAUCUACAAUCUAUAUCCGAGAGUACUAUUCUCCCGAGUCGUUCUCCCUUGGAAUUGCCAAAGUGUGCAUCUUAUUGGUUUAGUAAGCCUUGUUGGAAUUCUUGAGGGUUUUUUUUUAGCAAAGUAAUGAGGGACAAACAAUCAAUUAUCAAAAGACUUGGCUUAGGGUUGGCAUUAGAAAUUCCAUCCUUAUAGUCUAUUCAAUGUUGACGACAAUUAGGCCUUGCUUCAUUUAGUUAUCCCCUAGGUAUAGAGGGAAUUCAAAUGAGAGCAAUCAACUUGAGUCACAAGUCCUAGCUUCACCUUAUGGGAA